GAAACACUGGGAGGUGUUCAUGGGGGAGGACCCGGCCCAGCCCCGGCGCUACAAGAAGAAGAAGAAGGAGACGCCGGGGGAGGGACCCCCCGACUCCCCCACCAAUGACCCGACGGUGAAGUACGAGACGCAGCCGCGGUUCAUCACGGCCACGGGCGGGACCCUCCACCUCUACCAGCUCGAGGGGCUCAACUGGCUGCGCUUCUCCUGGGCCCAGAGCACCGACACCAUCCUGGCCGACGAGAUGGGGCUGGGCAAGACCAUCCAGACCAUCGUCUUCCUCUACUCCCUCUACAAGGAGGUGGGUGAGGGAGCGCCCGCCCGGCACGGGGUGGGGCGGGGGGGCACCUCUGCGGGCCUGGGGGGCACCCAAGUAGGCCUGGGGGCACCUACGUGGUCAUUGGGGGCACCCAAGAGGGUCUGGGGGCACCUACGUGGUCAUUGGGGGCACCCAAGUGGGCCUGGGGGCACCUACAUGGUCAUUGGGGUCACCCAUGUGGUCACUGGGGGCACCCACAUGGGCCUGGGGUCACUUACAUG
Messenger RNA from Neopelma chrysocephalum (saffron-crested tyrant-manakin), 540 nucleotides. RefSeq names its product chromodomain-helicase-DNA-binding protein 3-like. The annotation marks the transcript as partial. The record is from RefSeq and is a predicted model, not a curated record. Gene Ontology annotation, biological process: negative regulation of transcription by RNA polymerase II; chromatin remodeling. Gene Ontology annotation, molecular function: histone binding; DNA binding; ATP binding. The transcript is spliced from 4 exons. Gene Ontology annotation, cellular component: NuRD complex; chromatin; nucleus. Lineage: Eukaryota; Metazoa; Chordata; Aves; Passeriformes; Pipridae.